Trichomonas vaginalis G3 is the source of this 1356-nucleotide messenger RNA. RefSeq names its product protein serine/threonine kinase protein. NCBI's taxonomy places the organism in Eukaryota, Parabasalia, Trichomonadida, Trichomonadidae. The transcript has a single exon. The record is from RefSeq and is a predicted model, not a curated record. The coding region runs from base 1 to 1356 and encodes 451 amino acids. Gene Ontology annotation, biological process: protein phosphorylation. Gene Ontology annotation, molecular function: protein serine/threonine kinase activity; ATP binding.
AUGUCUGAAUCUCCAGUCCUUGCUGGAACCUUAAAAAGGAGGUCUGGAAAGGUCAGUAUGUGGAGGCAAGUAAAAUGCGAACUGUACCCUGGUAAAAUGGUCUUUAAACACAAGAGUACUGGCGAUAUUGCAGAAAUUCUGAAAUUAAAUUCCAUGACUACGAUCCUAAGAGAAGAAGGGGAUUCUCAUAAUACUUUUAUUGUUAAGGAUAGCAAUGAGACAUUGGAACUUGCGGCUGAUUCCUCCGAAUCAUUGCAAAAUUGGAUUAAAAAAUUUAAAGAGUUGACUCUGCAUCAGAAAUCUUUAUCGAUCAGUGACUUUAGGAUUAUUAGAACACUUGGUUCUGGCUUUUAUGGCAAAGUACUUUUGGCUGAACACAAGCAAUCGAAGAAAAUAUAUGCAAUCAAAUCGAUUCAUAAGUCCAGACUUGUAAAUGAUGAUAAGAUUAACACUAUUUUCUCUGAAAGAAACAUUCUUCUCCUUUCUCAACAUCCAUUUAUUGUCGGAAUUAAGUUUUCGUUCCAGAAUGACAAGAAAUUUUAUCUUGGCCUUGAAUAUGUCUCUGGUGGUGAAUUGUUUAAGUUAAUUGAAACUGGCCAUUGCGUUCCAUUUCAACAAGUCCGGUUUUAUGUCAUGGAAGUUGCGCUAGCUCUUGAUUAUCUUCAUUCUAUAGGUGUAAUCUAUAGAGAUCUCAAGCUAGAAAAUGUUCUAAUGACUAAAAGUGGCCACAUUAAGCUUACCGAUUUCGGCUUGUCGAAAAUUGUUGCUGAUGGAAAGGCAGACAAUAGCACAACGUCAACAUUUUGUGGAACACCCGAGUAUCUCGCUCCAGAGAUGAUUUUAUCCAAAGAUUACGGUAUUGAAAUCGAUUGGUGGGCUCUUGGAGUAUUUACGUACGAAUUUUCCUAUACAAUUACUCCAUUUGUCGGAAAGACUAACAAAAAGACUUAUGACAACAUUCUACAUGAAGAACCGAAAUUCCCACCGAAUGCUGAUCCAAAUUUGGUCAGUUUCAUCAUGAUGUGCUUGAGAAAGGACCCAACUAAGCGUGCCACCUUCAAGGAUAUCAAGAAACACCCAUUCUUCGAAGGAAUUAGUUGGGAUGAUGUCCUCAACAAGAAGAUUACACCACCAAGGAAGCCAAAAGCAAAGCCUGCUACGUCUAGGCUUUCUAAGAAGCGUAGACGUACAGAGUCCGAUGCUACUUUUGUUCCUCACCAAAAUGCAUUUGAUGGAUUUUCAUUUGCUGGUGAGAUUUGGUUUCAAUUUUGUUUGAUUAAAUAUUUAUAUGUGCGAAAAUUCAUUGUUUUUUAUAAUUUUCGAAAUUUUUCAGAUUUUGAUUGGCAAUUGCUUUGA